Messenger RNA from Carya illinoinensis, 2280 nucleotides. RefSeq lists its product as uncharacterized. The record is from RefSeq and is a predicted model, not a curated record. The transcript is spliced from 6 exons. Gene Ontology annotation, molecular function: nucleic acid binding; RNA-DNA hybrid ribonuclease activity. The coding region runs from base 1 to 2280 and encodes 759 amino acids. Lineage: Eukaryota; Viridiplantae; Streptophyta; Magnoliopsida; Fagales; Juglandaceae.
AUGGAAAUAGAGUUUAAUGGUAAAUAUUUGUGGAUUUCGUUUGUUUAUGCAAAAUGUAACUAUGGGGAGCAUCGACGGUUAUGGGAUGAUUUAUGCAGUUUACAAUCUUCGAAUGUUCCAAGGAUGGUUAUUGGCGAUUUUAAUAUAAUCAGAUCGGAUGAGGAACGCAUUGGGGGGCGUCCUCGUCCUCGUAUUGCCAUGGAGGAAUUUAAUUCUUUCAUUGAUAUGGCAGGGCUAUCUGAAUUGGGUUUCCAAGGGAAUAAUAUGACUUGGUGUAAUGGGCAUGAAGGGAGGUCUCAGAGUUGGGCAAGAUUGGAUCGAGCUCUUGUUAAUUUGGCUCAUGUAUUGGAGUUCCCCUCGGUGGGAGGAAUCUAUUUGCCAAAACUAUCUUCUGACCAUGCUAUUUUACAGGUUGAUUUGAGUCUAGAAGAUAGGAGAUACGAUCAUGUCCCUUUCACGUUCCAGCAAAUGUGGACAACACAGGACACAUUUAUGAUUUUGUUACUAAUGAAUGGAAGGAGGGACAUGGUGGUGGUGGGAUAUAGUAGUCCGGGUCCUGAUGGGUUCAAGUUGGUUUUUUAUAAAGCCUGUUGGGAUAUUGUUGGUACGGAUGUGGUGGAUGGUGUCAAAGGAGGUAAAAUUCUGAGGGAAUUCACAGCCUCUUUUUUCGUUUUGAUCCCCAAGGUUGAUAAUCCAAAGAGUUUUGACAAAUUCCGCCCUAUUAGUAUGUGCUCAGUUUUCUAUAAGAUAUGUACCAAAAUUCUUGUGAGCCGGCUAUCUUCUUUGCUUCCUCAAUUAAUCUCCAAGGAACAGGGAGCCUUCAUUCUUGGGAGAAGCAUUUUUGAGAAUGUGAGUUUGACACAAGAGAUGAUUCAGAAUAUUAACAAACCAGUUCGUGGUGGUAAUGUGGUUUUGAAGAUAGAUAUGGCUAAGGCCUAUGAUAUGGUGAUACAAAGUCGAUACGGGCAAUUUCUGAGGUUCUUGCAGUUUAUGAAAGCUAGUCUGGCCAGUGGGGUCAACAAGGAGAAGUCCUUGAUUAUUUUCUCGAAUCUUAUUCCGUACUUCAAGAGCAUAAACAUAUUGCGUAUUUUUGGAUUCUCUGAAGGGUCUCUUUCUUUUAAAUAUUUGGGGGUUCCUAUUGUGUCCAGGAGGCUCAAAGCAGUGCAUUUUGAUGAGUUUCUUGGCAAGAUCGGAGAUAAAAUUGGGGGAUGGCAAUCUUGGCUUUUGUCUAGCGGUGCUCGUCUUUUGCUUUUAAAGCAUGUGCUUGGCAGUUUCUCCAUUCAUGUACUUUCAAUCUUGCAGGUACCUAAAUCUAUCCUCUCAUCUAUUUCCAGAAGUUUUAGUAAUUUAUUUUGGGGUUAUAAGGAUGGAAGGUCAACGAAACAUUGGAAAUCAUGGGAGUUGAUGUGUAAACCAGUAAAAGAGGGUGGUAUAGGCAUUCAGAAUUUAGAUAAGAAUCACAUAUCUUCUGUUAACCCCAAUAAAGGAUAUAGAUUUUGGAAGAUGGUGAUGAGGAGUCUACCGGAUGUCAUUGAUCAGUCCAAAUGGAAACCAAUGAGAGGGAAUAUCUCUUUUUGGUUGGAUAAAUGGAUUGGGGAUGAGCCUCUUGUUGCUUCAUUUCCUAUUAUUUCAUCAGACAUAAAAUUGAAAGAUUGUUGCAGGACAAGUGGUUGGGAUACGGAUCUUCUUGUUUGGCUAGUGGGUUGUCAAAAGGCACAGGAAAUUUCUUUUACCCUCCAUAGACCGAGAGAUGGGGCAGACCACUUGAUAUGGAUGGCUAAGGAUGAUGGUAAUUUCUCUUCUAAGAGUGCAUGGGAGGUUACUCGGAUAAAAACUCCAAAGUGGCGAGGACUAUUUGGAAGAGGUGUGCCAUGCAAGUGGGGUUCCUCUGACAUCAACAUAGCACAUGGAUGGAAACUGUCUCUGCUUGGUUUGCCAAAGCCUCCAUGUCUUCAUUCAAGGGUCAAAUUAUGGGUCUUAUUCCUUCUAUUAUGGAAGAGGUGCAAACCAUUUCAAGUAGUGUGGUGGAACUGCCCAGGGGGAAGUUGGGUAAAGCUAAAUGUUGAUGGGAGCAGUCGAGAGACCUUGAGGAAAGCUGGUGCUGGUGGUUUAAUACAUGAUUCUUCAGGCAAUCUGGUACUAGCUUUUUCUAUCCCUUUUGAUUUUGGUACUAACAACUAUGCUGAAUUCAUGUCCCUAUUGCAUGGAGUUAGACACUUGAGCAGAUUGGGCUUCAGAAAUGUGGAAAUAGAGAUGGAUUCUAUAGUUGUUGUAAACUAG